AUGAUUUCACCUCGGCUCAGCAAUCAGUUCAGAGUAGAAGCCAUUUGAGAGAUAUACAAGAUCAAAUACAUUGUUAUCUCCGGUAUCUAGAAAUGGCUUCUACUCAAUUCGCCGUCCUCUCCAUUUUCGCUCUUCUGCUUCCAUCAAUCGCACUGGCGACGCAGCACAUUGUCGGGGAUGAACAAGGCUGGACGACCAAUUUCGACUACCAGGCCUGGGCUGCAAGCAAAGUCUUCCGGGUCGGCGACUCCCUUUUAUUCAAGUACACGGCUCCAAACCACAACGUCAUCAGAGCGAACCAGACCGAGUUCCAGCAGUGCAUCAAGUCAGAAGCAAACCAGGUCCUGACCACCGGAAGUGACAUCAUCGACCUCAAGAGCCUGGGGAAGAAAUGGUACAUCUGUGGAGUUAAAGACCACUGCAGCAACCUCAAGAUGAAGCUCGCCAUCAAUGUGAUCGAUGCCUGGGCUCCAGCUCCAGCUCCAACCACUCCCGCCCCCCCGCCCCCCACAUCCUCUGCCUUCUCCAUCAAGGCCUCCUCUGUGUCUCAGAUCCUCUCAACCGUGGGUCUUGCUGCUAUUGUGACUCUGGCCGCAUUCUAAUCACUUCCCGUGAAGUCCGGCGUUUGUUUAUCUGUGAUAUGGUUUGCUUUCCAUGCCUUAAAAAUAACGUGACUGCUUUGUUUUCUUUAUUUACAUUUUGCAACUAGUCAUCAGCUUCAUUCACCCCAAAGGCGAUGUGAAAGUCUGAUGUUACUUGGACUUGAAACGUUUUGUUAUAGCCUAUUUAUUGAGAAUUAACAAUAAUCGUGUUCAAUA
This is a messenger RNA of Punica granatum (pomegranate), 818 nucleotides long. The record is from RefSeq and is a predicted model, not a curated record. Lineage: Eukaryota; Viridiplantae; Streptophyta; Magnoliopsida; Myrtales; Lythraceae.